This is a messenger RNA of Drosophila takahashii, 810 nucleotides long. Its product is annotated as V-type proton ATPase subunit F. Gene Ontology annotation, molecular function: proton-transporting ATPase activity, rotational mechanism. Gene Ontology annotation, biological process: monoatomic ion transmembrane transport. NCBI's taxonomy places the organism in Eukaryota, Metazoa, Arthropoda, Insecta, Diptera, Drosophilidae. Gene Ontology annotation, cellular component: membrane. The record is from RefSeq and is a predicted model, not a curated record.
UUCUCAAGAUUAGGCUGACUAUCCAUGAUUACGCGAAUUCUUAAGAAAUUUAAAAUAUUUUUCUGAUUUUUAUUUUCAAGAUUUGUUCUAGACAUUUUUUGAUAAUCCCACUACCUCUUUGUUUUCUGUUCCAUUUUUUUUUCGAGCAGAGACAGGGGAUCAGGAAUCAGUUAGAAAUGGCAUCCAGGAAGAAGGCUAUGACGCCAAAGCACGAAUCGGACAGAAUGUCCGAGGCGGGGCCAAAAUCGGGUAGCGAAAGCGAUUUGAGCGACAGCGAGAUGCAGAUCUAUAUCAAAGCUGUGGAAGAUCCGAAUGUCCUGCGAAUUGCGGUCAUGGCCGAUCCCGAGGUAACACUGGGCUUUCUGCUGGCUGGCAUUGGCUACCAAAGGGACAGGUUUCGCAACUAUAUGAUGGUGGAAAGCGAAACGCCGCAGGAGGAUCUGGAGAGCUUCUUUCUCGCCGUUUACAGGCGCGCGAACAUCGGCAUUAUUAUUCUCGAUUACGAUACGGCCAAGAGACUUCGCAACGUGAUGCAGCGAUGCAAUCAGCUGCUUCCUGUUUUGGUCACAGUGCCCAACAAGUCCUCGCUGACCACGUAUUUGGACAAAAAGGAGCGCAAUCGCCGACUUCGCCAAAGGGACGCCUACUAGGAUCUGAAGUUAGAGCGUACUUUUCUCCUGUCCCCUUGCUCUGCCACAAAAUAAAAUUAAGAAUAUCUGCUUCAAAUAUUUAAAAUCUAGAAAUUAUAGUUUAUUUUGCUUCUAUUUUAUGUUAACAAAUUCUAGUCAGUAAUCUACUAGAAUCUAAAGA